Candidula unifasciata is the source of this 1716-nucleotide messenger RNA. NCBI's taxonomy places the organism in Eukaryota, Metazoa, Mollusca, Gastropoda, Stylommatophora, Geomitridae. The record is from the annotation of a GenBank genome assembly.
AUGGCAAGCGAAAUCAAAGAGGCGGAUCAUAGAGCAAGUACUUCGGACUCUGAAGCGGGCAAUGUAGACUUACUGGAAACAAACGACAUUCCUGGGAACAGCGAUAACACACUCCUGGUCGUCAGCGACUCGUAUGCAGAUCUUAACUAUGUAGAUAUAAACGAUAGUGAUAUUAAAAGUCACAGAGGUACAAUCAACGCGUUGGUGAAGAAGAAAGCGAAACGAGGAAAUUCGGUAACAACAGCUGAUGAUGGUAUAGCAGCUGAUGCUAAUGAAAACAAUGGUAGAGAUGAUGAGGAUGUUUCUGAACAUAUAGAUAACACCAGUGGCAAUAAUGUGGAGAAUGAUUCUUCGGAAGUUUCGGUUGAUGAUUCUCAAGACGAUUGUUUAGAGCAAAACCUCGCGGACCUGUCCUUACAAGAGACUGAAGACAUACCUGUGUCUCACCUCAUCCGCUCCACUUCAGAUUCUGACUACGUGAAUUCGUUGGAGUGGAAACAACAACGUAAACAUAUUUUCAUUCUCAGCGAUUCGGGGAAACCUAUUUAUAGCAGACAUGGCAGUGAAGACAAGCUGGUGACGAUCAUGGGAGUCAUGCAAGCUUUGGUUUCGUUCGUACAGGACAGCGAGAAGGACAACCUGAGGUCCAUUGUGGCAGGAGACCACAAGUUUGUCUUCAUGACGAGAGAUCACCUGACAUUUGUUGGGAUCAGUCGGGGCGGAGAGUCCACCCAGCAAUUGUUGUUACAGCUCACUUACAUGUACAAUCAGGUAAUCAGUGUGCUCACUCACACAACACUGACACGAAUCUUUAAACAACAUCGAAACUAUGACCUCCGGCGGCCGCUGAGUGGUGCGGAGAAAUUCUUUGACAAUCUGCUCAACUUGAUGGAUGUGGAACCUGGCUUGUUACUGACGUCGGUGAGGUGUCUGCCCUUGGACAGUUCAGUCAGAGAGGUUAUAUCACAGACAAUUUUACAGCAUGCAAAAGUGAAGGACCUGGUGUUUGCUCUGAUCAUAGCACAGAACCAGCUGGUGGCUCUGGUCAGAAUGAAGAGGUACCACCUGCACCCCAUGGACUUGCACCUCAUCAUUAACCUCAUCAAUGCUUCAGAGUCUUUCAAAACUGCAGAGUCUUGGACUCCCAUUUGUUUGCCAAAGUUUGACGCUGGGGGAUUCCUUCAGGCACAUGUGUCCUACUUAGAUGAGGAGUGUCAGUCAUGUUUGCUACUGCUCUCCGUGGACAUUGAAGCCUUUUACAUCCUCUCUGAAUGCAAGUCCAGAAUUAAAGAGAGAUUGAUACGAUACAAUGCUCUUGAAGCAAUCAACGCCUCACUGAAAAAACGCUCCUACUCAAUCCAAGCUUGCAGCAUCACAGACCUCAGACAUUUCCUGUACAAAGCUCGCAGCACUGCACAGUACACAAGUCCAGAGUUCGAGACCCCAUACCACACCAAGGAGGAGCAGGAGAGACUGUUUAGUCUGUACUACUAUCUCCACGAUCGGAUACACACAUCAGGCCGGCCUCUGAAGAUUUUAUUUCAUGUAGGACAGUACGAGACAUUGUUAGGAUGGGUGACCCAAGGUUUUGAAUUGUACGCUGUAUUUGGUCCGCUUGUGACGAAGAUGACAGCAAUCCAUGCGGUCAACAAGCUGCUGCGAUGGAUCAAGCGUGAGGAGGAUCGCUUGUUUAUUUUGAGCUCCGCCACUUUUUGA